CAUUGAGUAGGUGCCGGUCAGUCCUGAAGGCUGAGGGGCGGCGGUUGUGUCGAGCGGCGUCUGAAGGGGUCGCCAAGCGGACUUGUAGCGAGGCGGGGCGGGGCGGCCGGCACCAUGUCCAGGCAAGCGAAUCGUGGCACCGAGAGCAAGAAAAUGAGCUCUGAGCUCUUCACCCUGACUUAUGGGGCUCUGGUCACCCAGCUAUGCAAGGACUAUGAAAAUGAUGAAGAUGUGAACAAACAGCUGGACAAAAUGGGCUAUAACAUUGGAGUUCGACUGAUUGAAGAUUUCUUGGCACGGUCAAAUGUUGGGAGGUGCCACGACUUUCGGGAAACUGCGGAUGUCAUCGCCAAGGUGGCAUUCAAGAUGUACUUGGGCAUCACUCCAAGUAUUACUAAUUGGAGCCCAGCUGGUGAUGAAUUCUCCCUCAUUUUAGAAAAUAACCCCUUGGUGGACUUUGUGGAACUGCCUGAUAACCACUCAUCCCUUAUUUAUUCCAAUCUCUUGUGUGGGGUGUUGCGAGGAGCUUUGGAGAUGGUCCAGAUGGCUGUGGAGGCCAAGUUUGUCCAGGACACCUUGAAAGGAGACGGUGUGACAGAAAUCCGGAUGAGGUUCAUCAGGCGGAUUGAGGACAAUCUCCCAGCUGGAGAGGAAUGAUCAUGCCCAGGACUUGAGGGCAGCCAGCAGGAGCACUUGUUGGAAUCAGAAAGCCUCAGUGCUCUCUGCUCUCUAAAACUCAGUGACUCUUUAACACAGAUAUUAUAUAUUCUUCUAACCUUGUUUCCAUUCUCCUUGCUAAUAAAGAGCAGACUGUGAUAUAGUCCAUUUACCCCACAAGUGUGCACAUUCAGGAGGCAAAUUCUUUGCUCUCUUUCCCUUAAAAGGGGGCUGGAUACAAUUGUCCUUGGUUGGACUAGAAGGAGCUCAGACCAUUUUACAUUCCUGUGUGAUUUUUCCAAAGCAAAACCCACUUUGACCCCAUUAAGAGGCAGUCCUGGCACACCUAUCUCUGGGCCUUUAGAAAGCCAUUGGUAAAUGCCUAUAGGGAAUUUGGGGUUGUGGGGUAGAGGGAAG
Messenger RNA from Cynocephalus volans (Philippine flying lemur), 1074 nucleotides. RefSeq names its product trafficking protein particle complex subunit 3 (gene TRAPPC3). NCBI's taxonomy places the organism in Eukaryota, Metazoa, Chordata, Mammalia, Dermoptera, Cynocephalidae. The record is from RefSeq and is a predicted model, not a curated record. Gene Ontology annotation, biological process: endoplasmic reticulum to Golgi vesicle-mediated transport; intra-Golgi vesicle-mediated transport. Gene Ontology annotation, cellular component: cytosol; cis-Golgi network membrane; TRAPP complex. The transcript is spliced from 5 exons. The coding region runs from base 115 to 657 and encodes 180 amino acids.